GCUCCAGGCUUCACGGGUCCCCUUUGUGAGACUAACAUCGACGAGUGUGAGGUGGACCCCUGUCACUACGGCGUGUGCAAGGACGGAGACGCCACCUACACAUGCGUGUGCGCUGCGGGAUACACGGGCCGGGUGUGUGACAUCAACAUCAAUGAGUGCCAGUGCCAACCGUGCCAGCACGGGGGAACCUGCCAGGAUAGAGUGGACGGGUACACCUGCUCCUGCCUCAAGGGCACCUCAGGUGUGAACUGUGAGACCAACCUGGAUGACUGUGCCAGCAACCCCUGCGAGUACGGCAACUGUAUAGACCAGAUCAACAGCUACGACUGCGUCUGUGAGAUGGGCUACACUGGGCCCAUGUGUAACGUCAACAUCGACGAGUGUGUGUCGAACCCCUGUCACAACGGAGGGACGUGCAAGGAUGCGAUCAACAGCUUCACCUGCAUCUGCCCCGAGGGCUACCACGACCUGGUGUGCUUCUCGGAGGUGAACGAGUGUAACAGCAACCCCUGCAUCCACGGAGUCUGCAGGGACAACCUCAAUGGGUACAGCUGUGAGUGCAACCUCGGCUGGGCCGGCACCAACUGCGACCAGAACAUCAACGAGUGCGAGUCGCAGCCCUGCGCCAAUGGCGGCACGUGCCGGGACAUGAACAACGCCUACCUGUGCGACUGCCGGCCGGGGUUCAGAGGCCCAAAUUGUCAGACAAACAUCAACGAGUGUGCGUCCAACCCCUGCCUGAAUCAGGGAAGCUGCAUCGAUGAUGUGGCGGGCUACAAGUGUAACUGCAUCUUGCCCUACACAGGAGUGAACUGUGAGGAUGUGCUGGCCCCCUGCGCCAGGCAGCCGUGUAAAAACCAGGGCGUUUGCCAUGAGUCGGAGGAUUACGAAAACUUCUCGUGCGGCUGUCCGGACGGGUGGCAAGGCCAGACCUGUGAAAAGGACGUGAACGAGUGUGUGAAGAGUCCGUGCCAGAACGGAGCCAAUUGCCAGAACUCGAUGGGUGGAUUCCAGUGCGUUUGUCGCCAGGGCUACACCGGCAUCACCUGCGAGACCGAUGUGGACGACUGCCUGCCCAACCCAUGCCACAACGGAGCAUCCUGCUUGGACGGGGUGAACAACUUCCUGUGCCUCUGCCUGCCGGGCUUUGGCGGCCCCAAGUGUGAAGAGGACAUCAACGAAUGCGCCAGCGACCCGUGCAGGAACAACGGCAACUGCACCGACUGCGUCAACAGCUACACCUGCACCUGCCCGCUGGGCUUCAGUGGCAUGCACUGUGAGAACAACGCUCCCGACUGCACAGAGAGCUCCUGCUUCAAUGGUGGGACGUGUGUGGAUGGGAUCAACACCUUCACGUGUCUCUGCCCCACCGGCUUCACCAGCAACUACUGCCAGCACGACAUCAACGAGUGCGACUCCAGGCCCUGCCUGCACGGGGGCACCUGUCAGGACAGCUACGGCACCUACAAGUGUACCUGCCCACAGGGCUACACUGGGGUGAACUGCCAGGACCUGGUGCGUUGGUGCGACUCCUCUCCCUGCAAGAACAGCGGCAAGUGCUGGCAAACGGGCACCACCUACCGCUGCGACUGCCAGAGCAGCUGGACCGGCCUCUACUGCGACGUGCCCAGCGUCUCCUGCGAGGUGGCUGCCAAACUGCAAGGGCUGGAGUCGGGCCUGUUGUGCCGCAACAGUGGCCUCUGCAUCGACGCCGGCAACACCCACCGCUGCCAGUGCCAGGCCGGCUACUCGGGGAGCUACUGCGAGGAGCAGGUGGACGAGUGCGCUCCCAACCCCUGCCAAAACGGAGCCACCUGCACGGACUACUUGGGCGGCUACUCCUGUGAGUGUGUUGCUGGCUAUCAUGGAAUCAACUGCUCGGAGGAGAUCAACGAAUGCCUUUCACAUCCCUGCCAGAACGGGGGCACUUGCAUCGACCUCACCAACACCUUCAAAUGUUCCUGCCCACGGGGCACUCAAGGUGUGCACUGUGAGAUCAACCUGGACGACUGCACCCCCCCGCUGGACUCGCUGACCCAGGAGCCCCGCUGCUUCAACAAGGGCCUCUGCGUGGACCGGGUGGGCAGCUACAGCUGCAUCUGUCCCGCCGGCUUCGUGGGGGAGCACUGCGAGGGCGACGUCAACGAGUGCCUGUCCAACCCCUGCGAGCCGCGCGGCACCCAGAACUGUGUGCAGCUCAUCAACGCCUUCCGCUGCGAGUGCCGCCCGGGAUUCACAGGUGUCCGGUGUGAGCGGGUGUUUGACGGCUGCAUCAGCCGGCCGUGCCGCAACGGUGGGACCUGCUCCGUCGCCGGGAACACCGCCCGCGGUUUCAUCUGCCGCUGCCCCUCGGGCUACGAGGGAGCAUCGUGCGAGAACCAGGCGAGUGUGUGCAGGACCAUGCGCUGCCGUAACGGUGGGACGUGCGUGGUGAGCGCGGCGGGGUUACCGUACUGCGCCUGUACCCCGGGGCGAGGGGGUCCCGACUGCCGCCAGCCCACCAGCAGCCCAUGCGAGUCGCAGCCGUGCUACAACGGCGGCACGUGCGAGCGGACCACCGCCGAGCCCUUCUACCGCUGCCGCUGCCCGCCCCGCUUCAACGGGCUGCAGUGCUUCAUCCUGGACUACGAGUUUGUGGGGGGCCGGGGCCAGGACAUCACCCUGCCCCCCGACAUGGAGGUGGGCUGUGAGAACCCGCAGUGCAGCCGGCUUGCCGCCAACCGCGUGUGCGAGGCCCGCUGCAACAGCCACGCCUGCGGCUGGGACGGUGGCGACUGCUCCCUCAACUUCACCGACCCCUGGAAGAACUGCUCGCAGGCCUUGCAGUGCUGGCGCUACUUCGGUGACGGCAAAUGCGACGAGCAAUGCAACAACCCCGGCUGCCUGUACGACGGCUUUGACUGUCAGAGCAUGGAGUCGCAGUGCAACCCACUCUACGACCAGUACUGCAAGGACCACUAUGGGGACGGACACUGUGACCAGGGUUGCAACAACAUGGAGUGCGAGUGGGACGGGCUGGACUGCGCCAACGACAAGCCGGAGAAGCUGGCGGACGGCACGCUGGUGCUGAUCGUGCUGGUUCCCCCCGAGCAGCUCCGCAACGACUCGGUCAGCUUCCUACGCGAGCUCAGCCGCGUCCUCCACACCAACGUCAAGUUCAAGAAGCACCCCGAAGGCGACGAGAUGGUCUACCCCUACUAUGGGAACGAGGCGGAACUGCACAAGCACCACGUGAAGAGGUCGGUGGAGGACGUCAACAGCCAGCUCACCGGCAUCUUCACCAACGUCAAGCGCUCCCUCUACACGAUGGUGAACCCGAGGGCCCGCAGAGAGCUGGAGGAGCAAGAGGUCCAAGGAUCAAUCGUUUUCUUGGAGAUUGACAACCGUCAAUGUUACCAGACGUUCUCCGACUGCUUCAGCAGUGCAACCGAUGUGGCAGCGUUCCUGGGCGCCAUGGCGUCCCGCGGCAGUCUGCAGCUCCCGUACAAGAUAGAGGUUGUGAAAAGUAAAGGGAAUCUGCCUGUCGUCAACCUCUACCCCAUGUACGUGGUGGUGUCGGUGCUCAUCUUCCUCGCCUUCAUUGGCAUGGGGGUGCUGGUGUCUCGCAAACGGCACCGCGAGCACGGGCAGCUCUGGUUCCCCGAAGGCUUCAAGGUCACCGAGUCGAGCAAGAAGAAGCGUCGCGAGCCGGUGGGCGAGGACUCCGUCGGGCUGAAGCCACUGAAGAAUGUUUCAGACGGGGCCCUCAUGGACGACAAUCAGAACGAGCACUGGGGUGACGACAGUGGCAUCGACACCAAGAGAUUUAAGGUACGGUCUCUGUGCAUCAAGCAGAGUGGCACCCAUUCCCUCUCAUUCCCUG
Amblyraja radiata (thorny skate) is the source of this 3862-nucleotide messenger RNA. Its product is annotated as neurogenic locus notch homolog protein 1-like. Gene Ontology annotation, cellular component: plasma membrane; cell surface; signaling receptor complex. The transcript has 19 exons. Gene Ontology annotation, molecular function: signaling receptor activity; calcium ion binding. Lineage: Eukaryota; Metazoa; Chordata; Chondrichthyes; Rajiformes; Rajidae. The record is from RefSeq and is a predicted model, not a curated record. The annotation marks the transcript as partial. Gene Ontology annotation, biological process: cell differentiation; Notch signaling pathway; regulation of DNA-templated transcription.